Molecule: messenger RNA, 1283 nt
Organism: Drosophila busckii
Lineage: Eukaryota; Metazoa; Arthropoda; Insecta; Diptera; Drosophilidae
Product: beta-1,4-glucuronyltransferase 1
Exons: 3
Coding region: 41-1276 (411 amino acids)
Source: RefSeq, a predicted model, not a curated record
ACUUUCACAACUUGCUAUUAUAUUUUCAAAAUAAUUAAUAAUGUCACCAUUUCUAGCAAAGCUAAUUUUGCUCAUCUUUGGGCUCAGCUGCGUUUUGCUGUUUUUCCACAUCAUGGGCGACAUUCAAACGUUGCAAGCUGAGUGGCAGCAGCCCAAGCAGCGACCGCAGCGCGGCUAUGUUAGACAGCAUGGCGACUAUAUGGUGUGGCAUGAGUAUUUGCGAGCUGAGCAAAUCUAUGAAAGCAACCAGAGCUUGACACUGACCACACAUGCCACCUACAUGGACCUGGGACUGUUGCCCACAAUGCUGAGCAGAUGGCAAGCGCCCAUUAGCCUCACUAUCUAUGCCAGCGGCUCGGACUUUUACAAGGCCAUCGAAUCCUUUUGGUACAUACACGACUGUCUGCAAAUGCGUCGGCUUCUGCGUCACUUUGUUAGCAUCCAUUUGGUCUGGCAUAGGCAACAUUAUCCGCCGGGUUUGCAUCUCUUCGAUCUUAGCCGCGCGCCGCCAGCAAGUCUUAAAUGCCAUCAACCCGCACCUUAUGCGAAAGCGCGUCAGGAUGUCACCUAUUGGCAUCUGCAUAAGCUCAAGUAUCCGGUGAAUCUGCUGCGUAAUGUGGCACGCCUCAAUGCCUACACUUACUACAUCAUGGCGCUGGACAUGCAGCUGCUGCCCCCAAGCAAUUUCGCCAAAAAGUUUAUACAUUUCGCCUGGGUGCGCUACUGGAAUCAUCCGGACAUAGCCAAGCCGUUUGCCAGUAUCUACUGCUUGCCCACCUUUCCACACACGCCCCAAGCGCCGCUGGCCUACAACAAGCAGCAAUUGGUUAAAGUUUUAAGAGAUUACAACAUAACCAAGCCAAUUUACAACAACAAUUAUUUGUGGCAAAGGAAUUGGCUAUCAUCUGUAAAAGAUCAAGAGCAUCUGUAUAUCUAUGAUCGUGCCACACACGGCAUUUGCGUGGGCUACAUCAGCAUCAAUGAGCUGGAGCCGCUCUACGAUGAGCAAUAUGAAAUGGAAUCCAUCUACCAGGCAAACAAUAAUUUGCAGUGCCUGCUGCUUUCGCAUCUCGGCUACUCGUUUAUUAUAAUGGAUAAUGUUUUUCUUAUACGUCGCACUGAGGAUAGCUGGCAGUCAAUUCGCUAUAAUAAAACUUUGCGCUUUGCGAGGCUGCAUAGAUUAAAUAAAUUAAAGAAAUUGUACAACAAUUUGGUGUCGCUGCCAGGCGUUAACAAUAAUUUGGAGUGGCUUAUAAAUAUGGCAAAAAAAGAUUAGAAAAUAU